GUUAGACUGGGAGGCAGAGCCGUAGCCGUGCCCGGGCCCAGCGGGGUCUGCAGCCUGAGCCCGGCGGUGUCCUCCGCCUGCCCCCUCGCCCUCCUCAGCCUCGAUGGGAACUCAAACAAGUCAUUCCUCCUAAGGAUCUGGUAUCUCCAUCAAGAAGGCACAGUUUGUGCCAGCUCUCCAGAGAGAAAAGGUCUCCUGGAAGCGCUGGGCAAUGAACCUGAGACUCGAGCCCAGAGUGGUCUGAAGCCGUUGGGGAAAACAGAGGGAGUCCUGGGGAAGAUGGCCAUGGCCCCAAGCCCUUCCCUGGCUCAGGGGUACACCAGCCCGGUGGCAGUGGCCGUGUGGGAAUGGCAGGACGGGCUGGGCACCUGGCACCCCUACAGCGCCACUGUUUGCAACUACAUCGAGCAGCAGUUUGUCCAGCAGAAGGGCCAGCGCUUUGGGCUGGGGAGCCUGGCCCACAGCAUCCCCUUAGGCCAAGCUGACCCCUCACUGGCUCCUUAUAUCAUCGACCUCCCCAGCUGGACACAGUUCCGCCAGGACACUGGCACCAUGCGGGCUGUGCGGAGGCACCUAUUUCCCCAGCACUCGGCCCCGGGCCGGGGCAUCGUCUGGGAGUGGCUGAGUGACGACGGCUCCUGGACGGCGUAUGAAGCCAGCGUCUGCGACCACCUGGAGCAGCAGGUGGCCAGGGGCAACCAGCUCGUGGACUUGGCUCCCCUGGGGUACAACUACACCGUCAACUACGCCACCCACACGCAGACCAACAAGACUUCCAGCUUCUGCCGGAGCGUGCGGCGCCAGGCAGGGCCCCCGUACCCAGUGACCACUGUCAUCGCUCCACCGGGCCACACGGGAGUGGCCUGCUCUUGCCAUCAGUGCCUCGGCGGCGGUGCAGCCGGCCCCGUGUCAGGCCGCUACCGCCACUCCAUGACCAGCCUUCCCGCCUACCCAGUCCCCCAGCCACCCCACAGGACCGCCGUUGUUUUGGGGGCCCACCAGGCCUUUGCUCCGUACAACAAGCCCUCACUCUCUGGGGCCAGGUCUGCGCCCAGGCUGAGCACCGCCAACCUCUGGGCUGGGGCGCUGCCCUCCCUGGGGAACCAGCCCCUCUACCGCUCCAGCCUCUCCCACCUGGGACCUCAGCACCAGCCCCCAGGACCGUCCGCUGCCGGCGCAGCCAGUGCCUCCCUGCCCGGCGGUCCAGUGAGCAGCCCCAGGAGCAUCCCCGCCACGGUGCCCGUGCAGGUGCCGAAGCCCAGCAGGGUCCAGCAAGCUCUCGCAGGCAUGACGAGUAUUCUGAUGUCAGCCAUUGGACUCCCUGUGUGUCUUAGCCGCGCACCCCAGCCCGCCAGCCCUCCCGCCUCCUGUCUGGCCUCUAAAAGUCACAGCUCAGUUAAGAGAUUGAGGAAAAUGUCCAUGAAAGGAGGGCCUCCAAAGCCAGAGCCAGAGCAGGUGAUAAAAAACUACACAGAAGAGCUGAAGACGGCCCUGGAUGAGGACUGCAUCAUCUGUAUGGAGAAGCUGUCCAUGGCGUCCGGCUACAGCGACGUGACCGACAGCAAGACCUUCGGGCCGGUGGCUGUGGGCCGCUUGGCCAAGUGCAGCCACGCCUUCCACCUGCUCUGCCUGCUGGCCAUGUACUGCAACGGGAACAAGGAUGGAAGCUUGCAGUGUCCUUCCUGCAAAACCAUCUAUGGGGAGAAAACUGGAACCCAGCCCCGGGGGAAGAUGGAGGUGUUCACGUUCCAGGUGUCCCUCCCCGGCCACGAGGACUGUGGGACAAUCCUCAUAGUCUACAACAUUCCCCAUGGCAUUCAGGGCCCGGAACACCCCAACCCUGGAAAGCCGUUCACCGCCAGAGGGUUUCCCCGCCAGUGCUACCUUCCAGACAACGCCCAGGGCCGCAAGGUCCUGGAGCUGCUGAAGGUGGCCUGGAAGAGGCGACUUAUCUUCACAGUAGGGACGUCCAGCACCACGGGGGAGACCGACACGGUGGUGUGGAACGAGAUUCACCACAAGACAGAGAUGGACCGCAACGUGACAGGCCACGGCUACCCCGACCCCAACUACCUGGAGAACGUGCUGGCCGAGCUGGCCGCCCAGGGGGUGACUGAGGACUGCCUGGGGCAGCAGUGACUGGGGGCGCAGGCGUGCUCCCCCCGAGCCCAGGCCACUCCUGCCUGCCUGGCCCCGUGCCCCGUCCCCACCAGGCCCGGGUCUGCGGGGGAACUGGGCGAGCCUGGGAGUCAUACUUGGGAGGGCUUCGGAUGCAGCUACCUCAGUGCGUGGGCCCCUCCGUCCUCGGUGGGCCGCGUUGGGCCCUCGGUGCCGGGGGCCUGGCAGGGGGUGAGGAGAGACUGCCUGCUGCACCCCCAGCCAGGGGCGAGCCUGGGUCUGGGUCAGCUUCUCAUACCUCAGAUGUUCUGUUUGCAAUAAAUGCCCU
This is a messenger RNA of Eubalaena glacialis (North Atlantic right whale), 2446 nucleotides long. RefSeq names its product deltex E3 ubiquitin ligase 2 (gene DTX2). Gene Ontology annotation, biological process: Notch signaling pathway; protein ubiquitination. The transcript has 11 exons. The record is from RefSeq and is a predicted model, not a curated record. Gene Ontology annotation, cellular component: nucleoplasm. Bases 280 to 2139 code for a protein of 619 amino acids. Gene Ontology annotation, molecular function: zinc ion binding; ubiquitin protein ligase activity. Lineage: Eukaryota; Metazoa; Chordata; Mammalia; Artiodactyla; Balaenidae.